CGUAAACAAAGCCGCAUGGUUCAGUGAAUCUUUUUUUUCCCUUUAGAAUGAUAAACUCACACACAGUUGACGAAGCCUGACUGAUAGACACGUGUUUGCGGAGACCCUCUAAGGAUACCAAAGAUGCUCGCGGUGGCACUGCUGGCCGCUCUGGCACUGCAAGGCACAGUCGAGGGUGGCAUAUUGCAGUGGCACUACUACGGCGACAACCCGCAGGUGAAGCUCAAGCAAGGGAAGCUGCAGGGGAGGCGGUACCAGUCUCCCAAGGGCGCCAACUACCACUCCUUCGUCGGUAUUCCUUACGCUCGGCCGCCCGUCGGGAGUCUGCGGUUGCAGGACCCCGUGGCUGCGUACGAGUGGGAAGGCGUGAGGGAUGCCGCGGAGUGCCCUCCACAGUGCCCCCAGGUGGUUGGCACGGAGAUCGUAGGCAGCGAGGACUGCCUCUACCUCAGCGUCUUCACUCCUGAAGCUGAGGCGGAGGGCGGACACCCCGUCAUGGUGUACAUCCACGGCGACGACUACCUCUCCGGGGGACUGGACGACUACCCGCCGCUGCCCCUCCUCAACCACCCGGUCGUGCUGGUCGUUCUCCAGUACCGUCUGGGCGUCUUGGGAUUCCUGUCGACGGAGGAUGCUUCUCUGCCCGGUAAUCUAGGACUGAAGGACCAGACUCUGGCCCUCCGUUGGGUGCAGGACAACAUUCGUGACCUCGGUGGUGACCCAGACAAGGUCACUCUCUUCGGGCAAGGCAGCGGGGCGCAGUCUGUCCACUACCAGAUCUUGACGCCGUAUUCACGUGGUCUUUUCUCUCGUGCCAUCCUGCAAUCUGGAUCCGCCCUUUGUCCUAAGUAUUCAAGGGGCAGGCACCACGAAGUUGCCAUGCAGGUGGCCAAGGAGGUGGGUUGCCAGGGGCAUAGCAACCUGCUGGACUGUCUCCACGGCGUUCGAUUUGAGAAGCUCGUUUAUGCAUAUAUACCCUUGCAGCUGUGGAAUGGCUUCCCGUACACGAUGGUUCCUCGGGCGGACGGCGACUACAUCCCUGCAGAUCCUGCCGUUCUCCUUUCUUCUGGAUCCUUCUCGAAAGUUGACCUCAUCCUUGGCAUGACAAAGCAUGAAGGAGCAUUAAUGACAGCGACCAUGUUUUCCAGCUGGGACCCCGUAAAUGAACUGGGGGCCAAUUUCAGACGGGCUGCUUCUGUGUCCCUGAGCUUCGAAAGCGAGAUAGAAGCUGGACACCUCGCAGGAGUCAGCUAUUACUACUAUGUUGGAGACAAUAUGAUCAAUAUCAAGGAAGUUGCUAAUCUCACUCAGCUGUACACAGACCGGUACUUCUCUGUUUGCACAGACCACACGGCCAUUUUGCACGCCCAGCAUGGCUCCAAGGUUUAUUUUUACGAGCUCGAUCAUCGUGCUCUUGCCUCAAGCACUGACAAAUUCCAGCUUUUUUUCGACAGCAAGUGGGUAAGUCACGGAGACGACCUGCAGUACCUCUUUAGUGGCAGCAACGGGUUCCCUUAUCUGAGGACCCAUAACGACCUUUUGACAGGUGAAAUAAUCACGACUCUUUGGACAAACUUCGCUAAGACAGGCAAACCGACACCAGAUGACUCGUUGGGCUUUGAAUGGGAGCCGGUAACCAACAGCUCCUUGGCUCACCUGUCGCUGUCACCUUCACCCGAGAUGCAAGGGGACAGCCGCACGCAGUUGCGAAGUUUCUGGCAGUCCCUUCCAACACGUCAGAACACAAUCCUGUUCCCCGAGGAGAUGGGCUACUUUGUAAUGGAAGCUACGGAGGGUGACAACCAAGAAGCCCUUCCAAGCACAGACACGGGGGACACCGACUCGGGGGCAGAGGUGGAGGAUCAAAAGAAUGACAAUUUUACGGAGGAAUUGGUUAACAAGAUCCUGAGUGAUUCUCUAGGGGCUGACAUGGCAGAAAUCGUUGGAGGUUCAGCCCUUGUUGUGGACGAUAUACGAGUUGAAACUGAUAAUGGCAAAAAGAACACCACUGGGAAUAAAGGUAGAAUCAGUGACCCUCUAGUUAAGGGUGGUAUAGAAGUUCUGUACAAAGAUGACACCAAGAUAUCUUCGAAUACAGACGAUACCAAGAUAUCUUCGAAUACAGACGAUACCAAGAUAUCUUCGAAUACAGACGAUACCAAGAUAUCUUCGAAUACAGACGAUACCAAGAUAUCUUCGAAUACAGACGAUACCAAGAUAUCUUCGAAUACAGACGAUACCAAGAUAUCUUCGAAUACAGACGAUACCAAGAUAUCUUCGAAUACAGACGAUACCAAGAUAUCUUCGAAUACAGACGAUACCAAGAUACCUUCGAAUACAGACGAUACCAAGAUACCUUCGAAUACAGACGAUACCAAGAUAUCUUCGAAUACAGACGAUACCAAACACGCUGCCAACAAGGAUGACAUCAAUAGACUUUCAACCAGCGUGAAAGACGAAGAUGAAGAUGGUUAUUUCAAGGACCUUUAUAAUAAAGACGACCUCAAGGACUUUUUGAGGAAGAAGUAUUACUACAACCAUUUAAAGGAAUACGGUCCUGAGAGCGGGAGAAGGGAAGGGUACAUCAAAAACGUGAUAUACAAGCGCAAACUGAAAAAGUUGGAGGAAGAGCAGAAAGCCAUUGAUUCUAACGAUGCCUUCGACGUCGUGACAAAUGCUUUGUCAGGAGGGCAGGAUUCGGAAAGCACUCAAAACCUUGCCGAAACAGAAUUCGCCGAUACCCCUACCCAAACGGAAUACAGAGUUACCGAUACCCAAACCGAACACGCAGGACCAGAUACCCAGACAGAACACAAAGACACCGACAUCCCAGGAGAAAAUACGAACCCAGACACCCAAACGGGUCACACCGGCACUCCCAUUGAAGACGGCAGCACCCAGCCAAAGGCGCCAGACAGCGACUUCUUCAUCGUAAGGAAAAUGAUAGACUAUGGCGACAUCUACCAAAUACUGAAGGAAAACGAGGAAGCCACGAGGCAGUACAACGCCGCCAUCAGACUCAAUCCUUCCAUGUGUACUUUUGGCGAGGACUGCUAAGUAAAAAGACCAACGUGAAA
Penaeus monodon (black tiger shrimp) is the source of this 3077-nucleotide messenger RNA. Its product is annotated as acetylcholinesterase-like. Gene Ontology annotation, molecular function: protein binding. The transcript has 12 exons. The record is from RefSeq and is a predicted model, not a curated record. The coding region runs from base 124 to 3057 and encodes 977 amino acids. NCBI's taxonomy places the organism in Eukaryota, Metazoa, Arthropoda, Malacostraca, Decapoda, Penaeidae.